Verticillium dahliae VdLs.17 is the source of this 1350-nucleotide messenger RNA. RefSeq lists its product as uncharacterized. The coding region runs from base 1 to 1350 and encodes 449 amino acids. The transcript has 3 exons. NCBI's taxonomy places the organism in Eukaryota, Fungi, Ascomycota, Sordariomycetes, Glomerellales, Plectosphaerellaceae. Gene Ontology annotation, cellular component: nucleus. The record is from RefSeq and is a predicted model, not a curated record. Gene Ontology annotation, biological process: rRNA processing; ribosomal large subunit assembly. Gene Ontology annotation, molecular function: nucleic acid binding; exonuclease activity.
AUGCCUAAGCAGAAUACUGGUUCCCGCAAGGGCUCUGCCCAGAGCAAAGACUUAGGCCCGCAUGCCGUCCAGAUUGAACCCGACGCCGAGUACAUGCGGUACCUCACCAGGCUGACCUCAAGCAGCCCUGAGCUGAAGAAGGGAGGCUACAUCAUAAAGCAGCUCUCCAUCAAUGAUCUCGAGGCCAAGAAUCGCUGCCAACGGUGCGAUUCGCGUUGCGUCUGCAAGAAGCCCAUUGCCGCCACCGUUUCUGUCGCUCAGAACGUGGCUGAUACCCUUCCUAAUGUUCGCGUCUUUGAUGCCGCUGUUAGCGGCAGUGCUGGCAGCAAGGGACGGUCUACUCCUCGCAAGAAUGAAAGCACUCGCGUCAAGUCGUGCCCCAGCAACACCGGCGAGAACUCUGCCAAACUCAGCACCAACGCUCUCGGAAAGCAGGUUGCUCAGGAUAUCAACGAACAUCAGAAGGAGCACCAGGGAGAGGGCAAGUUCAGAUGUAACUGGCACAGCGGUGAGAUCAAGAACAAGGUCUGGACUUGCUGCAACCAGCAUGUCUCCCAGCCCGGUUGCAUGCACGACAACGAGCACCUUCCCCGCGAGUUCAGCCUGAAGGAGAUGACCGUCCGCUUCCAGUGCUACAACACCCCGCGUGCCCACGAGUACUUUCGCAGCCCGAAGCUCAUCCGCAGUGCCGUCGCUCUCGACUGCGAGAUGGGCACUGCCUUUGACAAUGAGCCCCAGCUCGUUCGCGUCACCCUCAUUGACUACUUCACGGCCGAGGUCCUCAUCAACCACCUCGUCUGGCCCGACGUCAACAUGGCCCACCUCAACACCCAGUAUUCGGGCGUCACCUGGCCGCAACUGAAGCAGGCCCAGCGCGAUGGCCUCUGCAUCAUGGGCACCGGCAUUGCUCGCCUCCAGAUUCUCAAGUACAUCGGACCCCAGACCAUUGUCGUCGUCCAUGGAGGCAACUCGGACCUGUCUGCCCUCAACUGGAUCCACCCCGUCAUCGUCGACUCGUACCUUGUCGAGGCUGCUUACCAGAAGGCCAAGCGGGAGCAGGAGGAGGCCGACCGCGAGUCUGCCGAGGCUGAGCGUCAGUGGCUCGAGGGCGGCCCUGGCCCGUCUGCUGAUGCCGGAAAGGUUGACGAGAAGAAGGAGAAGAAACAGCAGUCGUCGCAGCGUGGCAAGCUCAGCCUCAAGAGCCUGGCUCAGGAGAGACUCGGUCGCCAGAUUCAGAUGGGUCGCGGACACGACAGCCUCGAAGACGCCAUGGCUGCUCGGGACCUUGUGCACUGGCAUGUUCAGCGUCUCAUUAAACAAGCUGAGGAAGACGCCGCUGGUGUCGUCUAA